AUGAGGCUGGAGCGAUUUCAGAAAUCUAGAAAGAUAAUUGAAGCACAGAACCUACAUGAGGUGUUGGAGUUCCCAACUGGACAGUCUCGUGUCCCAUGGCAGUUCAGGCCAGUCCCUGUUACCAUACGUAGUCCUGCCUAUGGUCCAGUACAGGCUUUUGAUCUCAUCAUGAGCUGUUUAAAGGAGCUAAAUGGUGUAGCAUCUAUGACUGUGCCAGUGUACAUCGCAGAGGUUGCUCCACCGCACUUAAGAGGCAGAUUAGUCACCAUUAACACUCUGUUCAUCACUGGAGGGCAGUUUUUUGCAAGUGUUGUUGAUGGAGUCUUCAGCUACCUCGCAAAGGAUGGAUGGAGGUACAUGCUGGGCCUGUCAGCUGUUCCAGCAGUUAUACAGUUUCUUGGAUUCCUGUUUCUUCCUGAAAGUCCCCGCUGGCUCAUUCAGAAAGGCCAGACUCAGAGAGCACGGAGAAUUCUGUCUCAAAUGCGUGGCAACCAGGCAAUCGAUGAGGAGUAUGACAGUAUCAAAAACAACAUUGAAGAAGAAGAAAAAGAAGUUGGAGCAGCUGGACCUGUGAUCUGCAGAAUGCUAACAUACCCUCCAACUCGAAGAGCCUUAAUUGUGGGUUGUGGUCUGCAGAUGUUUCAACAACUGUCAGGGAUUAACACCGUCAUGUAUUACAGUGCUACCAUUCUGCAGAUGUCAGGAGUUGAAGAUGACAGACUGGCCAUCUGGUUGGCUGCACUGACAGCAUUUAUCAACUUCAUUUUUACUCUGGUGGGAGUGUGGCUUGUUGAAAGAAUGGGUCGCCGGAAACUUACACUUGGUAGCCUAGCAGGUACUGCUGUAGCACUCAUUAUCCUAGCUUCGGGAUUUUUGCUAUCAGCUCAGGUCUCACCAAGAAUCACACUUAAUCCACCAGAUCCUUCACAUCAAAACUCUACCUGCACAAAAUACAGUUACUGUAAUGGAUGUAUGUUAGAUCCAGACUGUGGUCUCUGCUACAAACUUAGUAACUCGAGUGUUGUUGAGUCAUCAUGUAUUCCUGUUGAUAAAGAUUCUACAAUGAAAGCUGCAUGGGGCAGAUGUUCAAAUGAAACAGUAUUCAAAAAGGAGGAUUUGUUCUGGGCAUACAAUUUCUGCCCCACUCCAUACUCUUGGACAGCACUUCUGGGCCUUAUUUUAUACUUGGUUUUCUUUGCACCUGGGAUGGGUCCUAUGCCCUGGACUGUCAAUUCUGAAAUUUACCCCCUUUGGGCUAGAAGUACAGGAAACGCGUGUUCCUCUGGAGUCAACUGGGUUUUCAAUGUGCUUGUGUCCCUGACGUUUCUGCACACAGCAGAAUAUCUGACCUACUAUGGAGCCUUCUUCCUCUAUGCAGGGUUUGCUGGCUUGGGACUGGUUUUCAUCUAUGGCUGCCUUCCUGAGACCAAAGGGAAGAAACUAGAGGAAAUUGAGUCUCUGUUUGAAAGCAGGCUGUGUACAUGUGGUAUGUCAGAUUCUGAUGAAGGGAGGUAUAUCGAGUAUAUUCGGGUGAAGGGAAGCAAUUACCAUCUUUCUGACAAUGAUGCUUCUGAUGUGGAAUAA
Messenger RNA from Chaetura pelagica (chimney swift), 1584 nucleotides. It is a transcript of the gene SLC2A13, whose product is annotated as solute carrier family 2 (facilitated glucose transporter), member 13. Gene Ontology annotation, cellular component: membrane. Bases 1 to 1584 code for a protein of 527 amino acids. The transcript is spliced from 11 exons. The record is from RefSeq and is a predicted model, not a curated record. Lineage: Eukaryota; Metazoa; Chordata; Aves; Apodiformes; Apodidae. Gene Ontology annotation, molecular function: myo-inositol:proton symporter activity. Gene Ontology annotation, biological process: transmembrane transport.